CAAAAGCACAAACAAGACACUCCCAAUCAGUUUCUUGUAUUAAACAAGUUGCCAUUAAACAAAUUGAAAAGAAAAAUAAAACACACAUAUAUAUUCAUCAAACAAAACAAAACCAAACCAGACCAAUCAUUGCUUAUAGGUGUUUUUUUGUUGAGUUUUGUUCUUGAGUAUAUUGAGAGCAAUGCCUUUAAGACCAAGUAGUACUAGAAAGGAUGUUGAAGUGAGGAAGAAAGGGUACAAAACUUUAGUAUUAGAUGGUGAAGAAGCAAGAAGGAGAAGAGAAGACAAUUUGGUGGUGAUAAGGAAAUCCAAAAGAGAAGACAGUCUCCUCAAGAAAAGGAAGGAUGGGUUCUUUGUUAUCAAUCACAGUUUGUAUCAAAAGCAUUCAAAUGUAAGAAUUCAUUGGCUCCUUUUUCUUUAUCGAUUGGAAUGUGUUCCAUUGAUGGUAAAAGGAGUAUCAUCAGAUAAUCCUGCAUUGCAAUUGGAAGCAACCACUCUCUUUCGAAAACUAUUAUCCGUUGAGCCAUGCCCUCCCAUCGAGCAGGUAAUCGAAGCAGGCAUUGUUCCUCGAUUAGUGGAGUUUCUUGACAAUCAUGAUCAGCCUCAAUUGCAGUUUGAGGCAGCAUGGGCAUUGACUAAUAUUGCAUCUGGUACAUCGGAGCACACACAUGUUGUUAUUCAAAAUGGUGCUGUGCCCAAAUUUGUGCAACUUCUUUGCUCUUCAAUUGCUGAUGUUCGAGAGCAGGCUGUUUGGGCAUUAGGUAACAUUGCUGGUGAUUCACCAAAAUCUAGAGAUAUAGUUCUUAAUCAUGGUGGGCUAAUACCACUACUGGGACAAUUGAAUCAACAUUCCAAAUUAUCUCUCCUACGGAAUGCCACUUGGGCUUUACUAAACUUCUGCCGAGGCAAGCCACCAGCACCUUUCCACCAGGUUAAGCCUGCAUUGCAAGUGUUGCACCGCCUGAUUGAAUCGAGUGACGAAGAAAUUCUGACCGAUGCUUGUUGGGCGCUUUCUUAUAUUUCCGACGGUAUGAGCGAAAAGAUUCAGGCCGUGAUCGAGGCGGGCAUAUGUCCACGACUCGUGGAGCUUCUUCAUCAUCCUUCAGAAGCUGUUGUUGUCCCUGCACUUCGGACCAUAGGGAACAUUGUUACCGGUGAUGAUUCUCAGACUCAGGUUGUAAUUGACAAUGAAGGUCUACCUUGUCUCUACAAUUUUGUGUCCCAAAAUUACAAAAGGAUUAUCAAGAAAGAGGCUUGUUGGACAAUUUCAAAUAUUACAGCUGGGAAUAGAAACCAAAUACAGGCUGUCAUUGAAGCAAACAUAAUUAGUCCACUUGUUCACCUCCUUCAACAUGCUGAACUUGAAAUCAAGAAAGAAGCUGCUUGGGCUAUUUUCAAUGCUAUCUCCAUAGGCUCCCAUGAACAGAUUCAAUACUUAGUGAAACAAGGUUGUAUGAAGCCACUUUGUGAUCUAUUGGCCUGCUCCGAUCCAAGGAUUGUGACAUUAUGUCUUGAGGGUCUUGAUAAUAUUCUAAAGAUUGGUGAGACAGAUACAACAUUAAGUAACAAUGGUAGUGGGGUAAAUAUAUACACUGAAAUGAUUGAAGAAUGUGAUGGUUUGGAGAAAAUUGAGAAUCUACAAAGCCAUGAAAACAAUGAGAUCUACAACAAGGCAGUACAAAUGUUAGAGAGGUAUUGGUUGGAGGAAAAAGAAGAGGAAGAGGAAGAGGAAGAUCACUUUGGUGAUUCACAAUUUUCUUAUGGAAUUAACACUGCCUCUAUUUGGAGAUUUAAAUUUUAGUUGCAACAUUUUUUUUUUUUUGAAUAAAGAUAGUUUGUGAAGUUAUGUAUAGAAGAAAAUAACAAUGAGGCAUAAGAAAUUUUUUUGUGAGAA
Messenger RNA from Gossypium arboreum, 1894 nucleotides. Its product is annotated as importin subunit alpha-4-like. Bases 182 to 1801 code for a protein of 539 amino acids. NCBI's taxonomy places the organism in Eukaryota, Viridiplantae, Streptophyta, Magnoliopsida, Malvales, Malvaceae. The record is from RefSeq and is a predicted model, not a curated record. Gene Ontology annotation, cellular component: cytoplasm; nucleus. Gene Ontology annotation, molecular function: nuclear import signal receptor activity; protein binding. The transcript is spliced from 10 exons. Gene Ontology annotation, biological process: NLS-bearing protein import into nucleus.